UUGCGCAUACGACGCGUGUGCCCGCGAAUAAGAAUAGAACCCAAGAAGGAUUACCUAGUGCAGUGAUGAGUGCUUCGGGGAAGAGUCUUCUGGGCCUGUGGCUCUACAGGAGUGGCGAACAGGAGUGGGCCGUCAAGCAGGGCAGCCCGUUGCAUCAGCUGAAGAAGGAUUCCACUACAUCUGGUCCAACUUCCCAUCCGAAUCUCUCGCGGCACUCCUCAGCUCCGCAAGAGCCUCCGAGGUUGACCAUAGGCGGAGUCAGCAGCCAGGAUAAUAAUCCCAGGCAGCAUUCUCCAGGGGAACGCAUCUCCAUCAUCUUCACCCUGCGCAACCAGGUGGGAAAUCUGGCCCGGGCCCUUCAGGUUUUCCAGGAACUGGGCAUCAAUGUGCUGCACUUGGAGCUAUCGCCUCUCGAGAUGGCCACCAACCAGGCGGAUGUCCUGGUGGAUGUCGAGUGCGAUCCCAGGCGACUCGACCAGGUGGUCAAGAUGUUAAAUAGGGAGGUGGCUUCCGUGAACUACACUUCCGUGAAUACCCACGGUUUGGCCAGGGCUCCAUCCCUAUCGGCAUGCUCCAGUUUUGAUUUCGGGGACAUGGUGUGGUUUCCGCGAAAGAUCUCCGACCUGGACAAGGCUCAGAAUGUCCUUAUGUACGGUUCGGAGUUGGAUGCCGACCAUCCGGGAUUCAAGGACCCCGUUUAUCGUAAACGACGAGAGCAGUUCUCUGCCAUAGCUAACAAUUUCAAGCAUGGCAAUCCCAUUCCACGUGUGCAGUACACACCUGAGGAGGUGAAAACUUGGGGCACCGUUUUCUUGGAGCUCCAUCGACUCUACGUGUUGCACGCUGUGCCCGAGUACAUGGAAACCUGGCCGGAGUUGGAGAAGUACUGUGGCUACCGCGAGGAUAACGUUCCCCAGCUGCAGGAUGUGAGUGUUUAUCUCAAGCGCAAGACGGGAUUCCAAUUGAGACCUGUGGCGGGGUAUCUCUCACCGAGGGAUUUCCUAUCUGGACUGGCUUUUCGGGUGUUCCACUGCACCCAGUACAUCCGACACUCCUCGGAUCCCUUCUACACUCCCGAACCGGACUGUUGCCACGAACUACUAGGUCACAUGCCCCUUUUGGCCAACUCGAGUUUUGCCCAAUUUUCGCAGGAGAUUGGCUUGGCUUCUUUGGGAGCAAGUGAUGCGGAUAUCGAGAAGUUGGCAACGCUCUAUUUCUUUACCGUUGAGUUCGGAUUGUGCAAACAGGCGGACAGCACUUUCAAGGUUUAUGGAGCGGGACUCCUGAGUUCCGUGGCUGAGCUGCAGCAUGCGAUUUCGGCCGAUAAUAAGAUAAAGAAGUUCGAUCCGGAGGUGACUUGCCAGGAGGAGUGCAUCAUCACCUCCUAUCAGAAUGCCUACUAUUACACAGAUUCUUUUGAGGAGGCCAAGGAGCAAAUGAGAGCUUUUGCCGAGAGCAUCCAACGACCUUUUGGAGUGCGUUACAAUCCCUAUACGAUGAGUGUUGAGGUCCUGUCGAAUGCCCAGAAAAUCACAGCGGUGGUCAGUGAACUCAGGGGUGAUCUCAGCAUCGUCUGCUCGGCCCUGCGAAAGAUCUCCGCCACGGAUGAGAAUCUGGAUGUGGACAGCAUCGCCAAUAUGCUCCACAAUAGCCUCAAUGUGAGGGGAGGUGCUUCUGGAGGAGGCGGAAGUCCUUGCAGUCCGGAUAACUCAGAUAAUUCGACGGCAGAGGGCGACUAGGAUUGGAAAUGGAUAGCAAAGGAACUAAAAGGGAACAGAUUUUUGGGACCACAAU
Molecule: messenger RNA, 1794 nt
Organism: Drosophila takahashii
Lineage: Eukaryota; Metazoa; Arthropoda; Insecta; Diptera; Drosophilidae
Gene: Trhn
Product: tryptophan hydroxylase
Biological process (GO): serotonin biosynthetic process; aromatic amino acid metabolic process
Cellular component (GO): neuron projection
Molecular function (GO): iron ion binding; tryptophan 5-monooxygenase activity
Source: RefSeq, a predicted model, not a curated record